AUAACACACUACAAAUGAACAGGUUGCCAGUCAAACGUAGUAUUGGCAUCAACCGAAGUGAAAAGUGUUUAAUGAUUACUGGAGCGAUUUUAAAGAUCUUGCAAGUUUAAACGCGAUACACGAACUAAUUAGAGAACCACGCAGAUUAUAACGCACCAUGUGAACAAGGAGAACACUUAUUAUUAGAAUGAUAUCGUGACAAGCUUAUAGAAAGAACACUUUAAUAUCCGGUGAAAUGAUAGUAUGAGAAGCUUAUAGAGGACUUCAAUCCGGUGAAAUGAUAGCAUGACAAGCUUAUAGAGACUUCAAUAUCCGGUGAAAUGAUAGCAUGACAAGCUUAUAAAUAGAAGACUUCGCCCAUGGAAAAUCAAAGUGAGGAAAAAUCAAAAUAUUCAACGGAAGUCAUAGAGAAAGAAACCAAAUUAUCAAAACGUGAAAAUGGUCAAAACGACCUAAAUGACAAUGUCAUUCUCGACAAGAUCGACUCACAGAGUCGGGCGUUAGAGCGUGUAGAGCAGGGGAUCACAGUCCCUCGGCGCCUAGAACCCCUCCAAACUGUGUCAAAGAAAAGGAGGAAAAAGAGCUAUCUAAAACAACUGUCUUCCAAAGUUGGAAUAGCAAAGGAUGAUCUUUCAAAAACAGAAUACCCGGAAUCGGGAGGAAAUAGUUCGGCAAAUAACGACGAAAACAAGAGAGAUGUAUCUCGUUCGAGGGACAGGGAUUCACUAGGGGACCCGGAUUUGUCAAAGCCAAGCAAAAGGGAAUCUACACCGUUCUUUUACUGCAGAUUUAUUGUGAAAUUUCCCAUAAUAGCAUUCUUGCUGUCCUCGACAAUACAUGUAAUCGCCAUAGUGACCACUGUGUCCCUGGUUGUGACUGGCCACAAUGUGUUUCCUACGGAUUUUAAGAAACUACCAUUGAUACUCUAUGAUGACAGCACCAGGAAACAGGAUCUGGCUUGGCGAAGUCGUGACGCGUUCGCUAUGAGAAUAACCCGGCCUGUGUAUGGAUUGUAUUAUCCUACUUGGGUGGCAGGUCAGGUCAAGGACAUUGUAGAAGUCAUUUUGGAAGUCGACAAUGGGGAUAUAUUCAGCAAAAGUAACCUCCUCAUACUUCAACAAAUAGAAAAUUUGAUGUACAAUUUCAAAGAUUAUAGAUCCACCUACUGUCAAAGAGAUGAGUUUUAUCAGUGUGUAAAACCUUGGUCAGUUAUUCGCCUUUUUGAUGGUACAUACAAAAAUGUGAAUUCAAAUUUCAACAAUUCAGAUUUUGAUAAACCAAAAGAAGUACUAUGUAACGCAACUCGUUUUAUAGAAACAAAGGAAUAUGUUGAGUUAAUAUUCCCCAAAGGCUAUGACCCUUGUCACUCCAAGAGCGUCCCCACUGUUACUAGAAUAUUUCUGAUGAUGGGGUAUCCACUGAUUGGAGGAAACAGUAACAACCGGAUUAAUACAUUCUUAAUCAAUGACAUGAAACCGAACAUCAUUCACAUCCGUGACAAUAUACUGGGGGACAGAAUGCAUUUAUACUACACAAGUAAAAUGAUAUUUGAUAAUGACGUCACACAACAGGCUUUCGACGACAUGCUAUUCGCAGUCGGAAGUUUUCUGUUCAUUUUUCUUGUAAUGUGGAUUCAAACUAAAUCGUUCUUUAUAACAUCGUUUGGAAUAUUUAGUAUUUUAACAAGUUUUUUACUUGCAAAUUUAGUCUAUCGAUAUCUAUUUCAAUACGAAUAUUUUGGAUUUUUUCAUAUAAUUUCCAUGUUCAUCAUUCUGGGCAUUGGUGCAGACGAUGUAUUUGUGUUUUACGAUUCGUGGCGUCUCAGCGGUGAUGGCAAGUAUCCAUCCCUAGCUCAUCGCUUGACUGAUUGUUACGGCAGAGCCGCGAAGACUACCUUCGUCACUUCACUGACAACAAUGGCAGCUUUUUUAGUCAGUGGGAUGUCUCCUCUUCUUCCUGUGGCGUCCUUCGGCAUCUUUUCGGGUGUCUUAGUGGGUGUCAACUAUAUAUGUGACUUAGUAUAUUUUCCAACUGCCAUUAUUUUAUAUUCUGAGAAAAUAAGACCUAAAACUACUAGAUUUUAUUCUUGGCUGUUUGGAAAUAGUUGUUGUCCUAAAAAUUUGAAAUGUAAAUUAGAUGAGAAGAAUACAGACUUGCUGGAGAAUCGUUCAAAAUCUUCUACAUCAUCUACAUCCGUGUCCUUUCUGUGCUCCCCACGUCGGAAAGCAAAGGAAGAUGCGUCUCGUCUCUUUCCGAAAUUACCGCCUAUUACUAAAGGUGCAACUUUUAAACAAUUACCAGAUUCAAAAGCACCCGAAUUGCACAAAAUAUCUGAAGAAAAACAAUUAUCCAGUGAGAAAAAAACGAUUAGGAAAGAAUUUGAAGAGCGGAUGUUAAUUGUUCGAUUUCUCCGUCACCAAUUCUUCUCCUUUAUAUCUCUUAGGUUAGUCCGAUUUGUUAUACCUAUAUUGUUUGUUGGAAUUGCGUCAUUUUUCAUAUACAGCGCCACCAGACUGGAGCCCGACAGUAAACAGGUGCAGAUAUUUCGCUCCUCGCACAAUCACGGCAAAGCAACGUCUCACCAUUACUACACAUUCCAAAGAAACUUUGAGGGAGAGUAUACCAGCGUGUUCUUGACAUGGGGAAUGAUGGAGAAAGACACCAGUACAUGCAGUCGUAAGAAAUCCGAUAUUUGCAGCGGAACAAUGGUGUGGGACCACACGUUUGAUGCCUCGUCACCGGAGGCCCAAACUGCUAUCUAUAGUCUGUGUCGACGAUUGGAAAAUAUCACGGAAUCGGAAGUAACUCGGCUGAAAAUAAGAAGAAAUGCUGUAACAAAGAAACCGGAAGUCAGUUGCUAUUUGACAGCCAUGGAACGAUAUCUUCAGAAGGACGUUGAAAAGGCUGGAACUUGGUACCCAUCAGACCUGAGCGUGGAUGUACCUCUGGAUCAACCGAACAUGACGAAGUUCAUGACGUCAAACCAUCAGAUUUAUUACAAUCCAGUUUCUCUUCCGCAGAACUUCAACAGAUGGCUGGAAAUUGGUCUGGGAUACUGGAUAACCAACAGAUAUACGGGCUUAAUGCACGACGACUAUUCCCUGUACAACCACUUAAUUGGCGAGGAAUAUGUCGCGGGGGAAACAAAAAUUGCCCAGAAUACACACUUAGGACUAUAUUAUGGGACAAAACUUAGAUACGUUGGAAUUCAAGUCAAUUUAACAGUUAGUGUGUAUACGCUGGGGUACAGCGAGGGGAAGCGGAUAUAUCAGGCUUGGGAACAGCUAAUUAUCAACGAGAAAGAAAAAAUGCCAGCAUCUCUCAAAAAUGGAUUUCAGUGCACGAGGAACACAUGGCACUGGAUACGUGUUCAAGAGGUGCUUUCAGAAUCGGCAAUCAUGGGGAUAAUCAUCGGUUUGUCUGUGGCACUCCCCGUCCUCGUGUUCACCACGUUAAACGUCAUCAUUGGAUUGCUAGCGUGGACCGUUAUAGUGCUGGUGACUGUAUGUGUUGUGGGAUCUAUACAUCUCCUAGGCUGGAAACUGGGGGUACUGGAGUCACUUAACCUGUGUAUGGUGGUGGGAUUAGCCGUGGAUUACGUUGUUCAUUUGGCAGAAGCCUACAACGUGUCGCAUUACGUCAGACGACAGGAUAAAACACGUGACAUGCUGGAAAAGAUGGGCCUUUCCGUUAUAUCUGGCGCCUUCACCACGUUCGGGGCUGCUGCAUUUAUGUUGGGUGCCCAAAUUCAGUUUAUUUACGAAUUUGGGAUAUUUGUCAUAGUGACUGUAUGCACUUCCUUGUUAUUCUCUUUGUUUGCCUUCACUUCCUUCCUGCUGAUUCUGGGACCUGAAGGUAACACAGGCUCCAUUACGGCACUGAUCAGGAAGUGUUGCUGCUGCAAACAAAGUUUACACUCAGGAAUUAAGCCAGGGGAUAAAUAAAGAGGGUUACUUCAAGGCUAGGAGUUUAACCAUUAUCCCCAAAGCUAAAAAGUGCCAAAAUAAAGUUCAUUUACAUGCACUCUGAUGAUCUCAUAUAUAUGAUAGUGUGUUUAACUUAUAUUCUCGAUUUACUGUUAACAUACAUUUUUACACGCGGUAUUUAUUUCCGCUAGUCUCUCCAUUCUUACAUCAGCUCCAGAGAAACUUGUUUACUUUGUCACGUUGGUUCGGUAAUUUGUCUAAUGAAGUUACAAAUCUCAUUAUUUUCAUCUUACCUCCCCCCACCCUUUCCGUUAAAUUGUUGUUUAAGGUAGCUCAUUUAUUUAAGGAUUUUAUCCGUAGAUUUAAAAAAUAUUAACAAAUAACCUUUUCAAUUUUCAUAAAUAUUUUUUUAUUUAAAAAAUCAGAACGUCUAUCUGAGUCGUUUAGGCAUGUUUUAUUAGAUAUUCAUAUCAUGCACCAAAUUACAGCGAAAUUUGGACUCGCUUAUUUGCAAACAAAACACCUUUUUUAUCAUUCCGGGAAAAAAUCACAAAAUAUUCAUCUAAAAUAAUUGAGAGCUUGUAUCACUCUUGAUCGUCAAAUCAUACUUCACAAGAGGUGUUUUAAAGAGCCAUUAAAUAAAAUUUUGGUGUAAUAAGCUACCUUAAAGUGCAAUGUACAUUUUGCUUAUUUUUUAAUUGCUGUUUCAUUGAAUUCUUGACUCAUGUACUUUAAUACAAGUAUUUUUCACAUCUCAGUAUUUUCUAUGAAAGGUGAAGAUAACGAACAGUGAUCAAUCUCAUAAUUCCUAUAAACAAUACAAAAUUGAGAGUUGGGGAAACACGGACCCCUGGAUAUGCCAAAGGUGGGACCAGGUGCCUAGGAGGAGUAAACAUCCCCUGUCGACCGGUCACACCCUCCGUCAGCCCUAUAUCUUGAUCAGGUAAACGGGGUUAUCCGUAGUCAAAAUCAGUGUGCCAAGAACGGCCAAACAUUCGGUAUGAAACAAGUCAGAUAGCAUUUGACCCAAUGGUAGGUUGUAUUGGCAAACUAUCUUAUUAAAGAUAUGUUUAGACUUUAGUUAAAUUCUGGCCUCUAUCCUUCAAGUUAUGACCAAUAUGAUAUACCUUUUUGUUUUUAUUUUCAAUGAUUGAAAUCCAUACUCUAUGCAAAACUUACAUGUAAUUUUUGCAAUAUUCAUUUUGUGCUUUUUAAUUGCAUGUUUUAAUAUCAAAAAUUUCAGAGGUCCUGUAUUUUAUUAUAAAUUCUCUCUAGUAUAUUCAACUUGGACAUGAAAUAAAGCAUGCAUACAACUCAGUAUUAUUGUUUGUAAGAUAUAGUUGAAUUAAAAGUUUGAAAUACUUUAGAAUAUUAUUCAUUUUGUGCUUUUUAAUUACAUGUUUUAAUAUCAAAAAUUUUCAAAGGUCCAGUAUUUUAUUAUAAAUUCUCUCUAGUAUAUUCAACUUGGACAUGAAAUAAAGCAUGCAUACGAUUCAGUAUUAUUGUUUGUAAGAUAUAGUUGAAUUAAAAGUUUGAAAUACUUUAGAAUAUUAUUCAUUUUGUGCUUUUUAAUUACAUGUUUUAAUAUCAAAAAUUUUCAAAGGUCCAGUAUUUUAUUAUAAAUUCUCUCUAGUAUAUUCAACUUGGACAUGAAAUAAAGCAUACAUACAAUUCAGUAUUAUUGUUUGUAAGAUAUAGUUGAAUUAAAAGUUUGAAAUACUUUAGAAUAUUAUUCAUUUUGUGCUUUUUAAUUACAUGUUUUAAUAUCAAAAAUUUUCAAAGGUCCAGUAUUUUAUUAUAAAUUCUCUCUAGUAUAUUCAACUUGGACAUGAAAUAAAGCAUACAUACAAUUCAGUAUUAUUGUUUGUAAGAUAUAGUUGAAUUAAAAGUUUGAAAUACUU
Molecule: messenger RNA, 5827 nt
Organism: Ostrea edulis (European flat oyster)
Lineage: Eukaryota; Metazoa; Mollusca; Bivalvia; Ostreida; Ostreidae
Exons: 10
Coding region: 360-3944 (1194 amino acids)
Cellular component (GO): membrane
Source: RefSeq, a predicted model, not a curated record